Ficedula albicollis (Collared flycatcher) is the source of this 1583-nucleotide messenger RNA. RefSeq names its product cerebellin 4 precursor (gene CBLN4). NCBI's taxonomy places the organism in Eukaryota, Metazoa, Chordata, Aves, Passeriformes, Muscicapidae. Gene Ontology annotation, molecular function: protein binding. The record is from RefSeq and is a predicted model, not a curated record. The transcript has 3 exons. The coding region runs from base 75 to 668 and encodes 197 amino acids.
GAAGAAGACGGCAGAAAGUGGUGUCGGAGGGACAGAGCAGCAGCAGCAGCAGUGGCCGGAGCGGGGCGCGGACCAUGGGCUGGCGGCUGCCGCUGCUGCUGGCCCCCCCCCCCCCCCCGCUGGGCGGCCGCGGGGCCGGCGCGCAGAACGACACCGAGCCCAUCGUGCUGGAGGGCAAGUGCCUGGUGGUGUGCGACUCCAACCCGGCCCCCGACGCCAAGGGCUCGUCCUCCUCGCCGCUGGGCAUCUCCGUGCGGGCGGCCAACUCCAAGGUGGCGUUCUCGGCGGUGAGGAGCACCAACCACGAGCCCUCCGAGAUGAGCAACAAGACGCGCAUCAUCUACUUCGACCAGAUCCUUGUAAAUGUGGGCAAUUUUUUCACGUUGGAGUCUGUCUUUGUAUCACCACGGAAAGGAAUUUACAGCUUCAAUUUUCACGUAAUUAAAGUCUACCAGAGUCAAACAAUUCAGGUGAAUUUGAUGCUGAAUGGGAAGCCAGUGAUCUCUGCUUUCGCUGGGGACAAGGAUGUCACCCGUGAAGCUGCCACCAACGGGGUCCUGCUGUACCUGGACAAGGAGGACAAGGUGUACCUGAAGCUGGAGAAGGGAAAUCUGGUUGGUGGCUGGCAGUACUCCACAUUCUCUGGCUUCCUGGUCUUCCCCCUGUAAAGUCAAUUUUCCUGUGACCUUCAUCCAGGUGUGGACUCAUCCCUGCCUCUGUCACAUGAAGAUCAUUUUGUUAUCAUGGGAGUGAUGGUUCUUUAUUGCUUUCUCAUGGGUGACUUUGGAUUCUCUCCAUGGAUUUUGGCCCCAUCUGAACUACUCAGAAGUUCCACAGAAUUCUGUGUGCUCAGAUACGACACCCUUGGACUGAGACUAAAGCAGACAAUAAAUAUCAAUGCUUAAGGUUGCAGCCUAAAGCUGCCUGCAAGAUUUAUUCCGAUUUCAUUUCCUGGACUUACUGGAUUUGGGGAAGAAGUGGAUUUUCUUUAACUGUGCAAAGACUGGCACCAAGUCUUUGAUGCAGGAGAGUUUGAGUGGAGACUUCAAGCAAGAGUUUUGUGUGUUGCUGCCAAAGAACUGUGUAUUGCUGUAUUGGUUGUGUUUCUGUCCUGGGGCUGCCCUGCCGUGCUCUGUCCAUUGUCUUAGGGGUAAUUCCCCUUGCUAAGUGGCUGACUUGAGUUCUGCUCUGUGUGUUGUGUGUUGAUGGUUCACCCACGUGUUUAACUCGGUCACAGUCGGGCGCAGCCUCCGUCAGUCUGAGGGGCUUGGGAUGGGUUUGGCUGGAUGUGGAGGGGGCUCCUCUUUGCCACGUGCUGAUUCCUAAGAGGAAAAGCAGAUUACAACCACCCAGGUUAAAGGUGGGCAUUCAGACACUACUUUGCUGAACAGCUUUGUCCCGCAGGACACCUCACACUUUUUUUUCAAGUUUAAUUAACUUGGUAAUUACUGUUUUAUUCAGCUCCUGAGUGAUUCCUUCCUUAGACACAACCACUCUGUCGGCUGGAGAUGAGAUCCCCUUGUUUGUGUAUCUGUGCAUUUUCCAACCCUCCUCUUGUGUUAAAGGUCUUACCUGGUUUUGCC